AUGGCCAGCAUACGACCCAGAAUCCUCUCCCGUCUCUCGGCGCCUUCACGGCUGAAGAACAAUAACAUGGUAUUCAAAAGACAAUUCGCCAAAGGCCACGACAUCGAGAACAUGCUCCAACAGAAGUCCUCCUGGGAGACGUAUCCCGAUUCCAUUCGAAAAUUAGCCGUUUUCGCCGAACACGCCAGAGCCCACAACUAUCAAAUCCCCCUCCUCUCGAAAGCCCAACAGGGAGACUUUGACCAAGCCCGAGCAUAUCACGUAGCAGCCGCCAUCCGUCAGCUCCGUGAAAUGAACGGCGAGGUCAUCGCAGGCCGCAAGAUUGGAUUCUCGAAUAAGAAUCUCUGGCCAAAGUACGGGAUUCAAGAAUCUAAUUGGAGUUAUAUGUAUCAGAAUACUGUCGUUGAUCUGCCUGAGAAGAGUGAGCUAGGGGAGGGCAAAGUUGUAAUGGCAAACAUCAGCCAUAUGUGGGCGUUGGAACCACGGAUUGAACCGGAAAUCAUUUUUGGACUGAAGAGGCCUGUAAAUCCGAGCAUGAGCGAUUUGGAAUUUCUUGGUUGUAUUGACUGGAUCUCGCAUGGAUUCGAGGUCGUUGCUUCCAUAUUUCCUCAUUGGAAGUUUACGGCUGUGGACUGUACGGCUGCGUUUGCUCUACAUGGCUUGCUGCUUGUUGGUCCGAAGCAAUCUCUUUCAAGUCCGGGGCUUAUGGGCGACAAACUACUGGAGAACCUCAAGAAUUUCAACGUGGAACUUCAAAGGAAUAAGGAAAAGGUGGCAAAUGGCACUGGAAGCAAUGUUCUUGGCAGUCCGAUUCUUGCUCUGCGACAUCUGACGGAGCUUUUGGCCAAGGACGAACACAAUAAGCCGCUCCAGGCUGGAGAGGUCGUUACUACGGGCACAUUGACGGAUGCAAUGCCUAUAAAAGACGGCGAUCACUGGUCUACCAAGGUGGACGGUAUCAAUCUCCCUGGACUAGAGGUCACGUUCAAGUUGCAGUGA
This is a messenger RNA of Lecanosticta acicola, 999 nucleotides long. NCBI's taxonomy places the organism in Eukaryota, Fungi, Ascomycota, Dothideomycetes, Mycosphaerellales, Mycosphaerellaceae. The record is from the annotation of a GenBank genome assembly.